UAUCGUAAUACCUAAUUGUUUGAAAAAAAUAGGUAUUUGCUUAUUCGAUAUAAAUAAUGUUAUAACAAAUUUAUGUACAAGUUUUAGAAGUACUUUAUUAUCAAGCCUUAUAUUCGAUAAGGACAAAAAUAGAUUGUUCCGACGAAAUGUCAAAGUGGCAAUCUGAGAGAAGUAUUCACGAAAUGCUGAAAGACACUCCACCGCUGCGCGAGUCUAGCGAUUCUAUAACAUCAGGAACAGAGGCCAAGUUCCCGACGUCUCGUUCCAUGCCUUUUCCACCGGCUUACGCUCCUCCGGAUGUGUCACAGAAUGGUGCAGCCGGAAACAGUACUUUGUUGCGUGCAGGCUCCACCAAGAUAGAAUCCAUCAAGAACUGGAGUGUCUCUACAUAUAAGUGCACCAAGCAACUACUGUAUGAAAAGCUUGGCAAGAGUUCACGGACCGUAGACACUGAGCUGGAGGCGCAGAUCGAGAUGCUGCGCGAGACGCAGCGCAAGUACAGCGGCGUGCUGCGGCUCAGCGCGGCGCUCACGGCGCAGCUCGCCGCCGCCGCCGCCACGCAGCGCGCGCUGGGCGAGGCCUUCGCCGACCUCGCGCAGAAGUCUCCCGAGCUGCAGAACCAGUUCUUGUACAAUGCCGACACGCAACGCUCGCUUACACGUAACGGCGAGACGCUGCUGGCUGCGUUACAUUUCUUCAACAACGCUCUGAACACGCUCACCAACAAGACCAUGGAGGAUACGCUGCUCACCAUACGGCAGUAUGAAGCUGCGCGGGUGGAGUACGACGCCUACCGCAGCGAGCUGGAGGCCAGCGGCGGCAACCCGCCCGAGCUGCUGCUGGCCAACAUCGAGCGGCACCGGCGCCACUACGAGCGUCUGCGGGACGACUCCGCCGUCAAGCUCAAGUUGCUGCAUGAGAACCGGGUAAAAGUGAUGAAUAAACAACUUCUACUUUUCCACAAUGCUGUAUCAGCUUACUUCAGCGGCAACAAUGUCGCUCUCGAAGCAGCCGUGCGCCACUUCAGCGUGCCGGGGGUGCCCUCCCAACACAACAGCCACCCUCCACUCCCCACCACACAAACCCCUCUCCCGUCCACCAGUCCGCCGCGGACUGCAUAGGACUUCGCCCCGCCUACUUACUGAGCUUCCAAGCUUAGUGUUCAGUAAAGGUAAGACAGUAGAAAACUCCAAAGUUGUAAAUCAUGACAACUGUAUAAACUAUUAAAACUGUUUACUGAAUUUUAUUGUAUAAUCUAUGGCCACCAUAUUGUACCGUGUUGUGCAACAGUUAAUACUUCUAAGAACCUACAUGUAGAGUUAACUUAGAUCCUUUUUUUUAAAUAGGUACCAAAAAUUGCGCUUACAGUAUUUGAUUAGUUUUGCAAUCAAAUAUGUUUAAAAAUAGGUAGAUAGUGAUAAUUAUAUUUAAAAAGACAAAAACGAGUAUCCCAAACGCUUGUUAACGAUGAAUCAAGUUAUUUUUAUUAAAUGACAGGUUAAUGCCAUUGUUCAAGUUAUUCAUUUCAAAUAUUCUAAAAUACUGUGACAUUUGUGUAGUUAUGUUAAAAUAUCACAAGUUCUCUCUAGUCAACAACACUGUUUUCUGAAACUUAAACUAUUCAGAGCACUAUAUAUUGCACCACUAAUAUAUAAAUACAUUGCGUAUUUUAUUUGUGAAUAUAAUUAGUUAUUUUUUUAUAAUUUUCAUGCAUAUGCUGUUUCUUUUAACUUAAGAAAUUAUAUAAUUUACACAUGUGACCAAAUAGUAUUACAAUUGUACCGAAAAUUGGCUUAUACAUAAUAUAGUGAAUAUUUGCAUUCCAUUAUUUAUUGCUUUGUUGUUUACAAUUGUUUCGUAGCUUAUGUGUAAAAUGAUAUAAAUAGUCAUUUAUUGUAUUCUGUCAUCUUAUGUAGCUCAAAUUUAUCCUUCCAAUGAAGUUCUAUAUAAUGGUGUUCAAUAAGUAAUUUUUAUGUAUGUAUUGUUACAUUUAUAUCAAUAUUUAAUUAUCAAUAAUCAGAUAUAUGUAAAUGUGAUCUCCCUUAUGUACCAGUGAUGUGUAUGAUGUGUAUGAUGUGUGUACUGAAGUACUAGUAGUCGUACCAUAAUAUGGGGCCUGUACAUAAUAGCUUUUUUAUUAAAAAGUAAUUACCAAAUAUAUCAUUUUCAAAAUCAGAUAGUGAAUGUUGUUUGUAUCCCUAUGUAUACGUGUAAUUAAUGAAGUACUUAUAGUGAUUUGAAUGUUUAGUUACUAUGUGAUCAUGUAUGUAUGUAUUCCGUAAAAUGUUAUGAGUUUUGUAACUAUUGUAAUGAAAUCAUGAAAUUUAAGACUGUUUAUUGCUAGCUUGAAAGAUAUUUUAAUCCAAAGAUCAAAUAAAUAUUUGUUAGUUUUAUUUUAUUUUAUGAAAUAGAAAUUUAUUUCUAUCGUAAAAGCUUUUAUGAAUAGGUCAUUAGUUUAGUUAUAAUAAAUGACAAUAUAUAUGAGGAAUGUGAAGCUUAAACAUAGAUAGAGGCUUUGGA
This is a messenger RNA of Nymphalis io (European peacock), 2520 nucleotides long. It is a transcript of the gene Arfip, whose product is annotated as arfaptin-2. Gene Ontology annotation, biological process: regulation of Arp2/3 complex-mediated actin nucleation; intracellular protein transport. Gene Ontology annotation, molecular function: phospholipid binding; protein domain specific binding. The record is from RefSeq and is a predicted model, not a curated record. The coding region runs from base 147 to 1121 and encodes 324 amino acids. The transcript has 7 exons. Gene Ontology annotation, cellular component: trans-Golgi network membrane. Lineage: Eukaryota; Metazoa; Arthropoda; Insecta; Lepidoptera; Nymphalidae.